CGUGUUAUGCAUAACCCAUAAGAUAGCUGGUGGAGUCAGGGCGGUUUUGCAAGUCAGAUAAGGCGCUUGCUUACUAUAUCGUGUGUGUAGCCUUAUGUGAACUAUACCUGAUACAUGUAAAUGUUGAGAAUUAACAACAACUCCGAAUGAUAAUGGCUACGAGUGCUAGUUUGUACCUAGCUUCCAGUACACCACCGUCGCUCAACAACUCUCAUCUCGACCCGACCCACGGGAUGCAAGGCCUGGUGUCGCAACAAACACAGUAUCACCACCGGAAUACGGAUUUACAGGAAAUUAAAUACAUGCCUCCACAACACCAAAAUGGACAUCAUUUGAGUCAGCUUCAUAACCAGUGGGGACUACCGUGUGGCGAUUCAUGGGGUACCUCGGCCAUGCCCCAACUACAGGAUAUGAGGGACAUGCGAGACAUUAAGCCCAACCCACAGGUAACCACGGACGGGCAUCAUGCCACUCUGCAUCACCGUCCACAACAGCUCCAUUCGCCCCACACAUGGCAUUCACAGUUGUCAUCGCCCCACCUCAACCUCUCCAACGGGGGUGGUCAACUACAGCAAAUGGGGUACGGGGUCCCCAUGAACGGGAUGUUGUCCCCCCAUCAGCUCCACCCUGCUAUGAGGGACCCUGAACAUGACAUGGAUCAACAUGCCCCAGGGUCCGACGACGACGCACCGUCUUCGGACGAUUUGGAAGCUUUUGCAAAACAGUUUAAACAGAGGAGAAUAAAGUUAGGAUUUACACAGGCUGAUGUUGGACUAGCUCUCGGGACACUGUACGGUAACGUGUUUAGUCAGACAACUAUUUGUAGAUUUGAAGCAUUGCAAUUGAGUUUUAAGAAUAUGUGUAAAUUGAAACCGUUACUACAAAAAUGGUUAGAGGAGGCUGAUUCUACAACAGGCUCACCAACAAAUAUAGACAAAAUUGCCGCUCAAGGUCGAAAACGAAAGAAGCGUACGAGCAUCGAAGUGACAGUAAAAGGUGCUCUUGAAAACCACUUCAUGAAACAACCAAAGCCUUCAGCUCCGGAAAUAUCACAUUUAGCAGACCAAUUACAAUUGGAGAAGGAAGUUGUGCGGGUCUGGUUCUGUAACAGGAGACAAAAGGAGAAAAGAAUGACCCCGCCCGGGCCCCUUGGUCCGAAUGGAGAAAUUCUAAUGCCGGAACAGGGGUCUCCGGAAAGCCCCAAUGGGCCCGGAAGUCCCCUGUCCAAUGGUUCUAAUGGACAAAUGGGGGGCAACUCCGGGAUGGGAAUAAAUAUGCCGGUGAGUUCGCCAUCUUUACCUUCCUCCCACGGACUUUCUCAAACUGGACACAUAGUUAGCCAACUGAUGAGUGGUCACCAUCAGCCCCCGCCUCCCCACCAUCACUACAACCCACAGAAUCACUCACCAACCCAUUGACUAGAGGACGUUCCGUUUUAGGGAAAGGAUAACGCCCCACGGACAAUUCGAUGAUUAUCACGCGCUGUCCAGGCCAUUGCACUGACCGACAGGUAAAAUAUACACGGCGAUCAAAAUUUGUGUUGUAGAUAAUGUUUUCACAACUUAAACGUGUAUCGGCUCAUCUUUAUUAUGAUACCGAUCUAGGGACCAUGAACCCUGUGUCCGGAGUGCGGACAGUCGUAAAACGGACAGGGGCUAUACCUGUGAGUGCUCGAGACAUGGCCUGGUCAUCGCUGAAUGACCAUGGGGUGUUGGAAUUGACGGCAGCUGACCGAAUCUCUGGACUCUAUAGACGAGUGACAGGUUGAUCCUGUUCUGUCAUUUAAGAGCUGUGAUUUGUAUCGAAUUGAUGGAUGUACUAUCUUGAGCUGGACACACUGACCGGUGUCCACAACGGUAGUGUCUAUCAGAUCAACAGACUGGUCAUCUAAAACGGAACAAUCGCUUCGGACAGGAAUACCUAAAGGUCAAAGUUAUGACCCCUUCCAAAGUCAGGUAUGAAACAACGUUGAUUUUGUGGGAAUUUAUGGGGGCAAACGCGUGAGCUCAAGAACUUGUAAUUUGAUAAUGGACCUUAAUUGAAUUAUGAAAACCAUUGGGAGGUUCAAAUAUCUCGAUUUUUCUACAGCGAUGGGGGAAUUUCUGCUGUUUAGGGCAAGACAGUUCAGUUUGUUGAUGGGCAUAUUUCCAUUAACGAUAGAUCUUGGGAAAAGAUGCGGCGCAGCAAAAAAUAUUACAACUUUGAAAACUCAUCUCAGAUAUUCUGUGGACAUUUUUGUUAUAUCGGUUUAAUUUAAAGAAAGCUGUGCUAAAUAUUCGGCGCGGUAUUCAGGAAUUUUUCAAUUAAGCGUGAUGUGUGUGUGCGAUAUAUGUUUGUUCUUCUCAAGACUGGAGCGUGCUAAAUCCUCCAUGUUUGAGAAAGUGUGACUCGACCAGAAGAUUAUUUUCCCAUUCUACCGGAUCCUUGCUGUUGAUAUACAAGGGGGAAAAGAUUGGUUCGGUAUUAGCUCAAUUUCUUGUACUGGUCGUGGCAGCGACUGUCCUGUAAGUGUGCUCUUUGUAUAAAUAGCUGUGCAAAGUUGACUUAGUGUCUAAGAGGGUAUCAAUUUCUCCAAGAAUCACGAUCCUCAAAGUUAAACACGGCUUUCAUACAAUUUUUUUUUUUUCAUAACCAGUCUUUAGAAGGUACAAGGCCGUAUGAAUUGUGUUGUACAAUUUUUAUGUUUGUUUAUAUAAUGUUCUAUUUAAAACAAACCUAAACACGGGUUUCAAAAACCUUAUCUUGUUGCCUGCACUUUGCUUGGAAAAAUAAUUUUUGAUAAUCUUUGGUAAUUUUUAAUUCUUUAUAUUUAAAAUCAUAAUUGAAUUUGAAAAGAUUGGGUACUAUGUUAUUAAACGUUUUUGAUCACUGGUAUAAUUUUGUUUGCAUCUACCGUUUUGAUAUUAAAAGAUGAAAUUAGAAAUUUAAUUAGUGUGAUGAUUAUAGUAAAAAUGAUUUAAAAGAUUCUUUUCUAAUUUCAAUUACGUUAUAUCUACUUAUUCCCCUUAUUCUAGAUUUAUCCGUUUUAAAAACGAUAAAUAUUUUUGAAUUUAUUAAGGAAGUCUAUAUUUAUUUGUAUUUUAAAUACAUUUUCCUAUUCCAUAAAUUCCUUAAUGAAUUUAAAAUUAUCAGGUACUUUAAUAUCAAUUUCUUUAUCAUUCCGAUCAAAAUAUCACAUUCCUUUUACCGAAAUGAAGUAAUGAUACAAUUUUAUGAACAUUUUACAUCAAUUUUCAGCAUUUUAUUUUUCAUUAGGUGUUUAAAAUGCUGUCUAUGAUAAAUUUGAUAUAUAGUGUUCCAAGUUUUGAAAAAAAUUAUUACGGUGUGAUUAUAGAAUUGUAAUUAAGUUAUAUAAUAUUAUAUUAUGAUAUAGCUUUUAAAAUAUUCAUUUUGUUUUUUAUCAGUGACUGUUCCACACGUUGAAACUGGUGUGAAGGUGUGUUUUUGUUGAAUGAAUGAAUCGAAUGACUGAAAUGAGUUUGUCGUUUAAUCUUAUUCAAAUGAUGUAUCUUGGAAUUUUAAAUGAUACCAUCAUUUUUUGCCAGUAAAUAAAUAUUUUUACAAGUGCA
Messenger RNA from Pecten maximus, 3569 nucleotides. Its product is annotated as silk gland factor 3-like. The coding region runs from base 147 to 1418 and encodes 423 amino acids. The record is from RefSeq and is a predicted model, not a curated record. Lineage: Eukaryota; Metazoa; Mollusca; Bivalvia; Pectinida; Pectinidae. Gene Ontology annotation, biological process: regulation of transcription by RNA polymerase II. Gene Ontology annotation, molecular function: DNA-binding transcription factor activity, RNA polymerase II-specific; RNA polymerase II cis-regulatory region sequence-specific DNA binding. The transcript has a single exon.